Molecule: messenger RNA, 1386 nt
Organism: Aureobasidium namibiae CBS 147.97
Lineage: Eukaryota; Fungi; Ascomycota; Dothideomycetes; Dothideales; Saccotheciaceae
Product: iron-regulated transporter
Exons: 3
Coding region: 1-1386 (461 amino acids)
Biological process (GO): iron ion transmembrane transport
Cellular component (GO): membrane
Molecular function (GO): iron ion transmembrane transporter activity
Source: RefSeq, a predicted model, not a curated record
AUGACCCCCCCGGACUAUCCUUCCCAUCCCGUCCGCAACAAGCUAUACAUCUCGCACUUCCUCUCAACGUGGAACUCUCGCCUGUUUGAAUUUGGCGCCGUCCUGUUCAUCUCUACCAUAUUUCCUGGCACCCUGUUUCCUGCCUCCAUCUAUGCCUUGACUCGUUCCGCCUCUGUCGUCGUCUUUUCGACUGCAAUCGGUCAUCUGAUUGACCGUUCUGAACGCAUAUUUCUGAUUCGUUUGUCAAUCAUUGGACAAAGGGCAGCGACAGCAGCAUCAUGCAUCUUUCUCUGGCUGUUGCUGCACUCUGGAUAUACUUCUCUCGAAACAUGGUCUGCAAAGCUUGCAUUGGCACUUCUUUCCCUGCUUGCAUGCAUCGAGAAGCUCUCAUCCGUCCUCAACACCAUAUCCGUCGAACGUGACUGGGUCGUCGUCAUAUCUCAGAACAAUACCGAUGACCUACGAGAGCUCAAUUCUCAGAUGCGUCGAAUCGAUCUGUUCUGCAAACUCGUCGCUCCCUUUAGUAUUGCCUUGGUCGCUGGAUACUCCACUAGCAUAGCCAUCCUCGUAACCUUUGGCAUGACUGCCAGCUCAGUCUUUGUCGAAUACUAUGCCAUUGCAAGAGUAUACUCCCAAGUUGAUGGCCUCCAAUCCCGGCCCAUACCCUCGCCAGCCACCCAAUCGACGAACAGCACCCAUCAAACCUUCCGCAGUUGCAUCUCAUACAUACAACAUCCAGCGUUUCUUCCCUCAUUCUCUCUAUCCCUACUCUACCUCACCGUCCUAACCUUCGGCGGCCAGAUGGUCACAUACCUCCUCUCCCUCGGUUUCACCUCCACAUCCAUCGGUCUAUUACGCACCAUAUCUACUGUUUUGGAACUCUCGUCAACCUGGCUUGCCCCCAAGGCCAUGCACAAGAUUGGGGCUAUCAGAUGUGGAAUAUGGUUUCUCAACUGGCAGAUUGUGUGGAUCGUGCUUGCAGUGCUUAUGCUCUGGGUGGAUGUACCGCAACGAUAUGCUGUUGUGGGUUUACUUGCUGGCACGAUUGCUAGUCGAGUGGGACUCUGGGGCUUUGAUCUAUCAGCUCAAGUCAUUGUUCAAGAGGCUGUGGAGUCCGAUCAGCGAGGCUCCUUCUCUGCCAUGGAGGCUUCUGUACAAAACACCUUUGAACUGUUGUCCUUUGCCUCGACCGCUAUCUUCGCUCGGCCCAAUCAAUUUAAGAUCCCGGCUGCAGUCAGCGCCGCAGCUGUUGUGCUAGCCGGUUUGAUUUAUGCUUUCUUUGUCCGUCAGCAGAGAGGUCAUCUGUUCCACGCUUCAAAGUGUAUGCAGCGAAAACGUCCUACAUGGCAGCAGGUUGCUCAAGACGAAAAUGUUGAGUUGAAUUGA